UGGUGGAAACAGACAGCUGCGCAUUUCUGCCCCGUCUCCUGUCAGUAGGCUCUUGGACAGUGUUGGCCAGGUAAAGAAAAAAGUGAGACCUGUGCAGAAGAAGGAAGUGGGGACAAAGAGACACUGGUGGUGUCAAGAAACAGCAAGGAAAAGAAGUUGCCAUUUUCAAAAACUCAAAACAUCUGACAUCUCAAAGGCAACCUGCAAUCCUCUUUACAAAGGGACUGGUGCCUGCUGGAGUGUAAAGCAUGCCGACCAGGGUGGACCUGCUUGUGGCUCUUUGCCUCAUUACCUGCUCCCACUGCUCCCCACUCUACCCAGCGCUCAGGUACAAUCCACUGCCUGUCUCAGGGAAGGAGAUGAGCUUUCAGCUCCGAGAAAGCAGCCCAGCUCAGACCCACAAUCUCUCCAUGGAAGAACAGGAGGAAGACAUCCUGAUGGACCCAACAGAGAAAAGGAUGCAACGCCAUGCUGAUGCCAUAUUUACCAAUAGCUACAGGAAAGUCCUGGGUCAGAUCUCAGCUCGGAAACUCUUACAAACUGUCAUGGGCAAGCGACUGAGCAGACAGGGAAAUCGAGAGGAAGAAGGUCAUGAAGUAGUGUCUAGACGUCAACUAGAUGGCAUCUUGAUGGACAGCUGCUACCACAAACAGAUGGUGUUACAGGACUUCUUGGCAGCCGUGUUGCAGAAUCAAAGGCCUAAGGGGAUCACCAGCAAACUAGAGAAUGUACCUGGGAUCCUCACCAGGCUCAUAAACCUGUAAAAUUAGAGGAAGUCAAGAAAACUCCUGCUGUGCUCAAACAGAGGAAUUCCCAGAGAUGAAGAGCCCAUCUGUACAAUACUCUACCUGCAGCAAAGAAGGUGUGAUAUUGGCUCCAUUUCUUCGUCUUUCCUUUGGAAAUUGUAAAAUUCAUCCAUAUCAUUGACUCUAGAAUUUUCUCAGAGGCCAUGUCUUAUAUAAGUUAGGAAGAGUGUGGAUGAAUCGGCAUGCAAUUUGUCUAUAAUUUGCAUAUGACAAUUGUCCAAGUAGGUAUGAAUUCGAACACUGAAAAUGUUCAUUUCAAGAUUCCUCUCUCAGGUCCCAUUUUUAAUCAUUACUGACCUGAAUUCCUCACCCCAGGGAUUCCAGUUUGCAAACCACGUCCUUGGGGGGCAUCCACCUACCCCACACCCAUCCUACCUGCUACAAAGAAUAUUGCAACAGGAUCUAGGGAAAUGGAAAUGAAGUCAGAGCUGGUUUUUAAUUAAAUUUGCUGAGUGAAUCUGAGCCAGAAACAAAAAUGCUUCUUCUUUACUACAUACAAGUGCAGACUUCCCAGCACUGAACUACCACUAGUUGAGAUGUCUCCUUUGUCUAGGCCUGAAAGAAUGAAGACUGGGGAGGAACCCUGAAAAUGUACCCCAGUAAAGCAGCUUCCAUUUGAAAGACCCUGCUUGUCCUUUGUUGUUUUUUUUUUUAAUGUAUGAGGUAUUUUAUUUUUUCCGUUACAUGUAAAGAUAGUUCUCAACUUUUGUUUAUACAUGCUUUACAAUUGUCCUUUGUUUUUAAUUCAGCUCCGUAGCAUUAUAACAGAUAAAUUUUUGGAGAUUCCUUUGGAAAGCUUCCUUUUUUAAAUAAUAUUUUGGUUUUUUCCCCAAUUACAUGCAAAGAUAGGUUUAAACAUACAUUUCUUAGGAAAGGCUUUUAAAAAUAAAAAAAACUAUUAAUACUUUUUUUCUUCCUCACCCACCCUCCCCAAAAAAACCUAUGUAAGAAAA
Molecule: messenger RNA, 1759 nt
Organism: Dromiciops gliroides (monito del monte)
Lineage: Eukaryota; Metazoa; Chordata; Mammalia; Microbiotheria; Microbiotheriidae
Gene: GHRH
Product: growth hormone releasing hormone
Exons: 7
Coding region: 249-764 (171 amino acids)
Biological process (GO): positive regulation of growth hormone secretion; growth hormone secretion; adenylate cyclase-activating G protein-coupled receptor signaling pathway
Cellular component (GO): perikaryon; terminal bouton; extracellular region
Molecular function (GO): growth hormone-releasing hormone activity; neuropeptide hormone activity; peptide hormone receptor binding
Source: RefSeq, a predicted model, not a curated record